AUGGCUGGGACCCUCAUACUUGCCAAUGUCGGGGUCCGUGGUGCGAGAACUACGAUCCUACGUGUGAGGUCUGGAACUGGAGGUACUGCACGUGUACUCGACCAGGAAAGGGAACUCAAUGUCAGCCUCAAUGCAGACCUGAAUGUCAGAAGAACUAUUGCUGCGAAUAUGGCUGGGACCCAGUUCAUUGCAGGUGUCGGGGUCCGUGGUGCGAAAACCGCAAGCCUCAAUGCGACGACUGGGACUGGGAACACUGCAGAUGCAGAUCGAAGUGUCCUGUCUGUCAGUGUGAUAAACCAAGACCACCCAGCUGCAAGAUUUGGGACGAGGUUGAAUGCGAAUGCAAGGACUCAGUUUGUUCAAAGACGAAGAAUCACCACAAUUGCAAGAUAUGGGACUAUCAGCACUGCUAUUGUGUGA
Molecule: messenger RNA, 420 nt
Organism: Penicillium nucicola
Lineage: Eukaryota; Fungi; Ascomycota; Eurotiomycetes; Eurotiales; Aspergillaceae
Exons: 1
Coding region: 1-420 (139 amino acids)
Source: RefSeq, a predicted model, not a curated record